AGUGACGAUGCUUUUUGCUAUCUUCUAACGUUUGUAGCAACAUCGGAAGCUAAGCAAAGCAUCUGCCUUUUUCACAACCAUGGAAGCGAAGCUUGAGCGUUUGAGUGUUGGUUGUGAAGGCUUAAUUGAGUUCGAAUCCCGAAGCGCCUCUAGUUCUUCUGCAUGAGGAAUUCUGUGAAUUCAUGGUGACACUACCUGGCUCUCGCCACGAAAAGAACCCGAUCCAUCUCCUACCCUGUCGCCUCUGCUUGCACCCCAACUCGAUCGAUACCUCCAGAGCUGAGGAGCUGCAAGGCAAGCAAUGCCCGCAUCAAAAGGCCAUGGCAGGCUAGUGGACCAAAUCUUCUCAUGGUCCAUGAAGGAUGUGCUCAACCCUGAUUUCUUCCAGCACAAGGUGGAGAGGAUUCCCAUGACCUUCGAUACUGUCGAGAACUACUUGAGCUCUUUUACCUAUCCACUCUUGGAAGAACUACGCGCUGAAAUGUGCUCUAAUCUCCAAACCCUGUCUCGUGUUCCUUUUGUCAAAAUAAAGCGUCUCGAGUGCAGAAAUCGCGCAGAACAUAUAUACUUCAUGGUUGUUGAACCGUCGGCUGAUGAAACCAGAAGUGCAAGUGACUAUAAGCCGUGCAAAGGUGACAUUCUUAUCUUAUUGAACAGUUGGCCAAAAGAUGGGUGUAUUCCGAUGAUGGACCACGAAUCAUAUUGCCUUCUCGAGGUAGUUAAGGAUGAAUUUCAAUUGAUGGAACCUCAAUGUUCUAUAGUUAGAGCAUCAGGGUACAUCGAGGCUUCAAUAGAUAGCACUAAUUGCAAAGGAAAAAAAAGCCUUUUUGUGGUUUGCCUGUUGACCACCAUACCAUACUCUCGAAUCUGGGAUGCGUUGAAUUUUAAGCUUGCAAAGAGUAGGAAUAUUGGCCUUAUUCACAAGGUGUUAGAUUUUGAUCCAGAGGAUGAAAUGGGUAGUGUUGCAUUUGCCUCCAAGCCUGAUGUUGGUGGUGUCCAAGACAUUGACAUUGGAUUGAGUUUAAGCAAAUUAUCACUGAAUGAGUCUCAGACCAAUGCCAUACUGAGUUGCUUACCAUCUGACAAAUGUCGCAAUGAUCAUCAAUCCAUAAGCCUUAUUUGGGGGCCUCCUGGUACUGGAAAGACCAAAACAAUCAGUGGUUUAGUGUGGUUAUUAGAUCAACUGAGAUGUAGGACACUUAUUUGCGCGACUACAAAUAAUGCUGUAACACAAGUUGCAUCGCGCUUCUUGAAGCUACUGAAGGAAUCCUCUGGGACCAGAUCAUACCGCUUGGGUGAUGUGGUUUUGUUUGGCAAUGAAGAAAGGUUGAGAUUUGGUGAUGAUCUGCAAGAUGUGUUUCUCAAAUACCGAGCAGAUAGGCUAAAAGGGUGCUUUGGAUUACAAACUGGCUGGAAAGAUUGCCUUAGAUCAUUACUAAAUUUCUUUGAACGUGCUGCAUUUUUGUACAAAAAUUAUUUGGAUGAAAAGAAAAUUGAGGAUGAGAAGGCCAAGAAUUUAAAUGAUAUAAAGGAUAGCAAAGGCGAUCGAAGAAUUACAAAUGCUGAGAAUCCACCAAGUAAGAGUGAGGUGACUUUUCUAUCAUUCGUUAGGCAAAAAUUUGCAUCUCUUUUACAGAAAUCCAGAGAGUGUUUCAAUAGCUUGUGUGUUCAUAUGCCAGCAGCUGCUUUGUCGAAUUCUUGCUGUGAACACAUAAAGGAUCUUCUUCGUUCGCUUGAAUGCUUUAACACUUUUCUCUCAAAGGAAGAUGCAGGCAGUAAUCUUGAGAAAGUAUUUGGAUCCGGACUGUCUUUAUCUGAAAAAAAAAAAUUAUUUCGUAGCAACACCAAUACCUUUAUCAUGCUACUUAAGAUGAAAAUAUAUUGUUGUGACGAAAUAAAAUUACUUCAGCGGUCGUUACAUCUACCUUCACUAUCUGGCAAGCGCAUCAUGAAUUUCUGCUUGGAAACAGCCAACCUCGUUUUCUGUACAGCAUCAACGUCCGCCAAGAUACACAAAUUGGAUUUAAAGAAACCAUUUAAGAUUGUUAUUAUUGAUGAAGCUGCACAGAUAAAAGAAUGUGAAUCAUUAGUACCCUUGCAUAUCUCUUCUAUAAGCCAUGCUGUUCUUGUUGGUGAUGGAUGUCAAUUGCCUGCUCUUGUCAAAAGCAAGGUCUCAGAAAAUGCAAUGUUUGGUAGGAGUCUAUUUGAAAGGUUGAGUAAAUUAGGGUUCAAGAAACACCUUCUGAAUGUGCAGUAUCGCAUGCAUCCAUCUAUCAGCUUGUUUCCUCUUGAAAGAUUCUAUAACUCCAAAGUAAUCAAUGGACCAAAUGUCAUUAAGAAGAACUACACAAGAAGAUUUCUUCCUGGAAAGAUGUUUGGAUCCUACUCUUUCAUUAAUAUUGUAGAUGGAACCGAGAGUUUUGACAACUUUAGUCACAGUAAGAAAAACGACAUGGAAGUUGUCGUUAUCUUGCAAAUUCUUAGAAGCCUUCGUACAGCAAUCAUGAAAAGUGAGAAAAUAACUAGUGUCGGCAUUAUCUGUCCUUACUCUGCACAAGUUGCUUCUGUUGAGGAGCAGGUAAGGAAAAAGCUUUCAUCGAGCUCAAACCUGCUUGUUAAAGUUAGCACGGUCGAUGGGUUUCAAGGUAGUGAGGAAGAUGUUAUCAUACUUAGCACAGUGAGAUCGAAUGCUAAUGGUUCAAUUGGGUUCGUUUCUAAUCCUAAUCGCACAAAUGUUGCACUGACUAGAGCAAGAUAUUGCCUUUGGAUAUUGGGUAAUGAACCUACAUUAAGAAGUAGUCGAUCAAUAUGGGCAAAUAUAGUACAAGAUGCAAAGGCUCGUGGCUGCUUUUUUAAUGCUAUUGAGGAUAAGAGCAUUGCUAAAGCAAUCAAUAGAGCACAUUGUUCCCCAAGCGAUACAGAUUCCCUUAACUUCCACCGCCUAAACAUUAGUGAAAGUCCGAAGAAGGGUAAACAUAUGAUUCCAAACUCUAGUCAUUAUGGUAAUGCAUCGAAAUAUUCUGAAGCUUCUAAAGGAAAAAUGCCUCUCUCAAGGAACCUGAAUUCAAAUAGUUCAUGCAUCAAAGAGGAAUACAAGGAGUCAAUUCAUAAGAAAUCUACUAAAGCUAUCUAUCAGCCCAAAACCCAUCUUGUGACUGAAGAAUGCAAAGACGAUAUUCUAAGAAUUCAUAAUUCUGGAGUAAAAUUGAUCGAAUACAAAGAGCCAAUCCAGAGAUCUGAAGAAGUUGUGCAGAUCUAUCAACCUACAAAUCAUGAAUUCAGAGAUGACAUUGUUAAAAUUGAUACUGAAGAACCGAAAAUGAUGCCAGAUGAAUCUAAUGAUGUUGAUAGUUUUUGCUGCAUUCCCCUUAUUAGGAACUCUGCUGAUUUGAAUACUUCCCAACCACUCACCUUCUUGCGGGAACAAGUUUCGCAACUACUCUCCUUCUUGUGGGAACAAAUAAGUCGGUCAUAAGGGAUGAUCAAAGGUUGAAAUAGUAUUCUACUGCUCGAUCUUGAUGCUCAGGAGGAUACGCAGUACAUCUUCUUGAUAGCAGUGUAUAAUAAUUAAUGGUUACUGGAUAGUUAUUAGCUUCUUAUUUUAUUUUUCUUAAUUGCCACGUGUAUUAGGUGAUCUAUUGUAUCUUUAGUAUAUAAAGUAUGCUGUGUACAGAGAAAGACUUUACCAAAAGAAUACAUUUCCAGUACUUCGUCU
Molecule: messenger RNA, 3715 nt
Organism: Zingiber officinale
Lineage: Eukaryota; Viridiplantae; Streptophyta; Magnoliopsida; Zingiberales; Zingiberaceae
Exons: 12
Coding region: 302-3475 (1057 amino acids)
Molecular function (GO): helicase activity
Source: RefSeq, a predicted model, not a curated record